This is a messenger RNA of Pipra filicauda (Wire-tailed manakin), 6006 nucleotides long. It is a transcript of the gene LRRC7, whose product is annotated as leucine rich repeat containing 7. Bases 1167 to 5831 code for a protein of 1554 amino acids. Gene Ontology annotation, molecular function: protein binding. Lineage: Eukaryota; Metazoa; Chordata; Aves; Passeriformes; Pipridae. Gene Ontology annotation, biological process: neurotransmitter receptor transport postsynaptic membrane to endosome; neurotransmitter receptor transport, endosome to postsynaptic membrane. The record is from RefSeq and is a predicted model, not a curated record. Gene Ontology annotation, cellular component: postsynaptic density; postsynaptic membrane; adherens junction. The transcript is spliced from 26 exons.
CAGCAAUUUGUUGAUGGCAGAGAAAUCCUUCAUGUGUUACUGGGCAGAGCCACCCCUUUUGGUGUGACCUACGGAGAAGUUAUGGAAGAACGGAAGGUGGAGGGAUGUGAUGGACGGGAGGAGGGAUGGCUGGAAGGAGCUGGGAAUCGGGCUAGAGAGGUCUGACAGCCCAGGGGAGAGGCUGCCGCUGGCAGGACUGUGGCUAAGUGAGAAAUUAGGGAAGUAAAGGAGCGUUAAAUCCCAGUGCUCUGGGAAGGGGGAGCAAAUACCAUGUUAAUGGAUCAAGUUAUGGUGAAUAAAGAAGAAAGGAAGCUGUAAGCUCAAGAAGGCUUUUUUUCUUAUAAGGAGGAGAACACUCUUCAUCCUUUAGUUCACUUGUAUCCAGAGUGAAUGACUUUAUAGCUACAGGAGUUUAAGCUUAUUGGAGGAAAAUGCCUUUUUUUUGCCUUUUUUUUUUUCCCAACUAUUUUACUGGGGAAAGGAUUUGCAAAUGAGAGUUGGAGCAAAGAAAAUCUGCGGAGAGCAAGUUUAACCAUUUCUGAGCAUAGGAGCUGGUGGCCAGUGGGCAGAACUGGUUUGAAUCUGUCCAGGAGAGCAGCACCGUUUGUCCAGAUGCAGCAGUCGGGAUGUGGGAACAAAACAGUGGGACUGUGAGUGCUGUGCAUGUUCCCAUGGAUGGGAAACCAACACUUGGCUUUGUGGGAUGUCAAUUGUCUGUCACUGCUCUGCUUUCAAGGGUGUUUGAGAUGUAAAGACAUCCUUGUGAGAUCUUUGCUGCUUGGUGUGUUGCUCGAGUUGGGUGCCUGGGAGCUCUGGCACGGACUAUAAAUAGAACAAUGGAUGGAGCAAUUUGGCAGGUAUAAAAUGCGGAAUUAAGGAGCGUUGUGACAAACACACACACCUGGGUGAGCUCGGGAGCUGACGCUGUGUGAGGGGCCGGGCAGAGCAUCCCAUCUGCUCCCUGCCACCGGAGUCACGGAGCUGCUGCUCCACAUCCCGCAGAGAGCUGCCCUGGAGUGGAAUUUAAAGCUUUGCUUGCCUUGGAUUGGUUUGGACUUGGAUUGGUUUUCACCUGCUGACUUUAAAGUCCCGCUUCAUCGGUGACUUUUUUUGCACUUUUUCAAUUUUUGCUGCGGUCACCGCAGAGAAGCUUGUGGAAGGAAGGGAUGGCGUGGCACGACAAAGGUGGCAUUCCAGAGGCUGUUCUGAGAGGACCUCGCUGCCGAAAUGGAUUUACCCCCACGCUGGGUUACAGCAGGAGCUCUGUGCGGGGCCGGCGGCGGCGCUGCCUGGCCCUGCUGCGGCGCAUGACCCGCAACUGCAGAGUAUGCUGCUUGGAGAUGACAACCAAAAGGAAGAUCAUCGGCCGCCUGGUGCCGUGCCGGUGUUUCCGAGGGGAGGAAGAGAUCGUGUCCGUGUUGGAUUACUCUCACUGUGGCCUGCAGCAGGUGCCAAAGGAGGUUUUUAAUUUUGAGAGGACCUUGGAGGAGCUUUACCUUGAUGCCAACCAGAUUGAAGAGCUACCCAAGCAACUGUUCAACUGUCAGGCUUUACGGAAGCUGAGCAUCCCUGACAACGACCUGUCCAGCCUCCCCACCACCAUCGCCAGCCUCGUGAACCUCAGAGAGCUUGAUAUCAGUAAAAAUGGAAUUCAAGAUUUUCCAGAAAAUAUCAAGUGUUGUAAAUGUUUAACGAUUAUCGAAGCCAGUGUGAACCCCGUGUCCAAGCUGCCAGAUGGCUUCACACAACUUCUAAAUCUGACCCAGCUCUAUCUAAAUGAUGCCUUUUUGGAGUUUCUUCCAGCUAACUUUGGAAGACUUGUCAAAUUGCGAAUUUUGGAGUUAAGAGAAAACCACUUGAAAACUCUACCAAAGUCAAUGCACAAACUGACUCAGCUGGAGAGACUUGAUCUGGGCAAUAAUGAAUUCUCUGAACUGCCUGAGGUUCUCGAACAAAUUCAGAAUCUAAAGGAACUGUGGAUGGACAAUAAUUCUUUGCAAGUGCUUCCUGGGUCUAUAGGGAAGUUAAAACAGCUCGUGUACCUGGAUGUGUCCAAAAACAGGAUAGAAACUGUGGAUUUGGACAUCUCGGGAUGUGAAGGGCUUGAGGAUCUCCUGUUGUCAUCCAACAUGCUGCAGCAGCUGCCAGAUUCCAUUGGGCUGUUGAAGAGGCUGACAACUCUGAAAGUAGAUGACAACCAGCUCACAAUUCUGCCCAAUGCCAUUGGAAAUUUGUCUUUGUUAGAAGAAUUUGACUGCAGCUGCAAUGAAUUGGAGUCCCUGCCCUCCACCAUCGGGUACCUCCACAACCUGAGGACCUUGGCUGUGGAUGAGAAUUUCCUCCCAGAGCUGCCCAGAGAAAUUGGAAGCUGUAAAAACGUUACGGUGAUGUCUCUGCGCUCCAACAAGCUGGAAUUUCUUCCCGAUGAAAUUGGGCAGAUGCAGAAGUUGAGAGUGUUAAACCUGAGCGAUAACAGACUGAAGAAUUUACCCUUCACUUUUACUAAGCUCAAAGAACUUGCAGCUUUGUGGCUUUCUGACAACCAGUCCAAGGCUCUCAUCCCGCUGCAGACAGAGGCACAUCCUGAAACCAAGCAGCGAGUGCUGACCAACUACAUGUUCCCCCAGCAGCCCCGCAGUGAUGAAGAUUUCCAGUCGGACAGUGACAGUUUUAACCCCACUCUGUGGGAGGAGCAGAGGCAGCAGCGCAUGACUGUGGCAUUUGAGUUUGAAGACAAAAAGGAAGAGGAGGAAAACCCAGGGAAAGUUAAAGUUGAAAUAAAUCUAAAACGUUACCCCACUCCCUACCCGGAGGAUUUAAAGAAUAUGGUCAAAUCAGUCCAAAACCUGGUGGGCAAACCCAGCCAUGGAGUGCGGCCCGAGAACUCUGCACCCGCUGCCAACAGUGACCAAGGGGUGAAAGACAAGUAUGAGCACAAAUGGCCCAUGACACCCAAGGAGAUUUCAGUGGAGGUUCAAGAUAAAGAAAAUAAAGAAUUCCCAAAGAAUCCCCUGUCUGAGACAGAGAACACUCAGGAAUCACCUCUGGAAGCCUCAGACAGGGAGGAGAAAGCCGAGGGCACCAAGAGUUCAGAGGAUGCCUUUGGACAUCCUGCCAGUGAGAUGAGGAUAGGGGAGCUCCGUCCUUCCAUGCCUGAGACUCCGUUGUACCCCCCCAAACUCGUUCUGCUGGGUAAAGACAAGAAAGAGUCGACAGAUGAGUCUGAAGCAGAUAAGAUCCAUUGUCUGAAUAACAGCGUUUCCUCAGGCACUUACUCAGACUAUUCCCCUUCCCAGGCUUCCUCAGGGUCCUCCAAUGCGCACGUUAAAAUGGGCUCCUUGCAGACAACGGCUAAAGAAGCAGUGAAUAACUCUCUGUGGGGGAACAGGCUGGCACAGUCGUUCCCGCAGCCCCUGGAGACCAAGCCAUUGCUGAGCCAGCGGGAAUCGGCUCCAGCCGGGAACCUGCCGGCGCGGCCGGAACGGCGCCCGCUGAGCGACACGUUCACCGAGGGCUGGACCGACAGUUCCCACUACGACAACACAGGGUUUGUGGCCGAGGAAAGCACAGUGGAGAACCCCAGCGCCAACCCCCUGCUCACCACCAAAUCGAGGAGCUCAUCUGCACACGGGCGCAGGCCACUGAUCCGACAGGACAGGAUAGUUGGCAUCCCUCUGGAGCUGGAGCAGCCGACGCUCAGAAACACACACGAAUCUGAAGUGCCUCCUCCCAAUCCUUGGCAAAAUUGGACCAGAACCCCUAGUCCCUUUGAAGACAGGACAGCUUUUCCUUCCAAACUGGAAAGCACUCCCACCACCAGCCCUUUGCCCGAGCGGAAAGAUCAUGUCAAAGAGUCUCCUGAAAUGACAAGUACUUUCCCCCCAGGAAUAGCAUGGGAAUAUCACGACUCAAAUGCUAACAGAAGCCUCACAAACGUCUUUUCCCAUAUUCACUGUCGCCCAGAUCCUUCCAAAAACGUCAUUUCCAUCAGCAAGAGCACAGAGCGGCUUUCCCCAAUGAUGAGGGAUUUAAAAACGAACAAGUUUAAGAAGUCUCAGAGUAUCGAUGAGAUAGACAUUGGUACAUACAAGGUGUACAACAUCCCCCUAGAAAACUAUGCAUCCGGGAAUGAUACUGUAGGGCCUCACGAGAGGGUGGACAAGCUGCUGGGCCCGGAGCAUGGCAUGCUGAGCAUGUCCCGCAGCCAGUCUGUGCCCAUGCUGGACGACGAGCUGCUGACCUACGGCAGUGUCAAGGUGCAGCCGCAGCAGAAAUCGUCUGUCACCAAGAAAGUCUACCAGUUUGACCAAAGCUUCAACCCCCAGGGUACUGUGGAGGUCACGGCCGACAAGAGACUCCUGCCGCCCUUCCAGCUCAACCCCGAAUACAUCCCCCAGCCACCCAAAAACCUGCCCCAGGAGCUGGUGAGCCCGCGGGGGUACCGCGGGUAUGCACCCGUGGAGCCCAUGUUCUCCUUCUCGCAGCCCUCGGUGAGCGAGGAGCCUGUGGGGCCCCCCUUUGGCAGCCAGGGCACACGGCCAGGCUUCCUGCGCAGGGCGGAUUCACUGGUCAGCUCCACCGAGAUGUCCAUGUUCCGCAGAGUCAGCGAGCCCCAGGAGCUGCCCCCGGGCGACAGGUACGGCCGGGCCCCGUUCCGCGGGGCGGCCGAGCGCCAGAGCGGCAUGGCCGUGCCUGAGGCACAGUUCCUCAAGCGCAACGGGCGCUACGAAGAUGAGCUCCCUUCCUACCAGGAGGUGAAAGCCCAGACUGGGAGCUUCCCAGUUAAAAACCUCACGCAAAGGAGGCCCUUGUCCGCACGAAGCUACAGUACAGAGAGCUACGGCACAUCCCAAACCCGGCCCGUCUCAGCGAGGCCGACAAUGGCAGCGCUGCUGGAAAAGAUUCCGUCAGACUAUAACUUGGGUAACUAUGGCGACAAGCCUUCCGAUAACAGUGAUAUAAAGCCAAGGCCUCCCCCUGGGAAGGGAAAUGAGAGCUGUGCUAAAAUGCCCGCUGACUGGAGACAACAGCUACUUAGACAUAUAGAAGCUAGAAGGUUAGACAGGACCGCUGCUUACAAACACCACACAGUUAGCCUUGGCAUGCUGCACUCUGGAGGGGUUUCAGCAAUGCAUGCCGGCCGAAGCAUGACUUUAAACUUGCAGACUAAAUCUAAAUUUGAAAACCAAAUGCUUCAAGAGCUACCUCUACCGAAAACCCCGUCGCAGCAGAGCAGCAUCCUGGACAACGGGCAGGACGAGGUGUCCGUGGGCAGCCAGUGGAACCCGUACCCGCUGGGGCGGCGGGACGUGCCCCCCGACACUGUCACCAAGAAGGCAGGUAGCCACAUCCAGACCCUCAUGGGAUCCCAGAGCCUGCAGCACCGGAGCCGGGAGCAGCCCUACGAGGGGAGCAUGAACAAGGUCACCAUCCAGCAGUACCAGCCACCCCUGCCCAUACAGAUCCCGGCAGCCCAGAGCUCCCGAGCCCCCCAGACCGGGCGGUGCCUCAUCCAGACCAAGGGCCAGCGGAGCACCGACGCCUACCAGGAGCAGUUUUGUGUGAGGAUAGAGAAGAAUCCUGGCCUGGGGUUUAGUAUCAGUGGUGGAAUAAGUGGACAAGGAAAUCCAUUCAAACCUUCCGAUAAGGGUAUCUUUGUUACUAGGGUUCAGCCUGACGGCCCCGCGUCCAGCCUGCUCCAGCCCGGGGACAAGAUCCUGCAGGCCAAUGGACACAGCUUUGUACAUAUGGAACAUGAGAAGGCUGUGCUUCUACUGAAGAGUUUCCAGAACACAGUAGACCUUGUUAUUCAACGUGAGCUUACUGUCUAAAUAUUUUUUUAUAAAUAGUAAAUAUGUCUAGCCAGAUCUAAUGUUCAAACAGAUUUAUACAUAGGAAACCAAUUUUUUGCCAAUUGCUGGACCAAUGGCAAACAGUAGUGCCAAAUGUAUAAUACUCUAUGUUAGUACCAAUCAUCGGGAAAAAUAUAUUAACUAUAUAAAUAUA